Messenger RNA from Epinephelus moara (kelp grouper), 1211 nucleotides. It is a transcript of the gene cenpv, whose product is annotated as centromere protein V. The record is from RefSeq and is a predicted model, not a curated record. Gene Ontology annotation, molecular function: carbon-sulfur lyase activity. Lineage: Eukaryota; Metazoa; Chordata; Actinopteri; Perciformes; Serranidae. The transcript has 6 exons. Bases 637 to 1053 code for a protein of 138 amino acids.
UUUAGGUCUGCCGUCUCCCAAAUUGGCCAUGGGAACCAACGCAGCACUGUGGAGAGCUAUUAAAAACAGGUUCAAAUACUGACCAGUGAUUUGCCUCCCCACUUUUAGCUGCCACCAUUAUUUCAGACAGCCACAGCACUGUAAAAUAAAUCACAGAGCCAAAGCUCUGAUGAGGGUCUGUAGCCCACUGGGAUCCUAUUUUAAGGUCAUAGAUAUGAUUCAGCUGGGAGUCUUAAUAUAUGUAUUUAGGUCACAUCAUUCCCUCCCGCACCCUGUCAUAUGACACCCAACCCGUGAUGCAGUACGCAAGUGCUUUCCAACACAGAGCUGGGCGUCUGCCGGCUGAACUAGUUCAACCCCUGAGGAAUGUGUUUGUGCAAGUCUGCAGUACUUUGCCCUGCCCCUUGCUUGGAAUAAUUAUCGACGGCCUCUAAGUGUUCCAGGAAAAGCAGUCUUCCAACAGGACGUAGGCCGAGCUGAGUACUGUGGGAGCUGACACUAUUAUCACAUGAAACACAAGUGAUUUUCUUAGAGCAGGGUGACUGGACCUGUUUUUGGGUGGGACGCUCAGUUUCACGUCAGCAGGUUUCACAACAAGUGUGUUAAACCGGUUUCAGCAGAGCUUCAGUUUACUGAAUGGAUCUGGUGAAACAUACAGGCGGCUGCCACUGUGGGGCUGUUAGGUUUGAAGUCCUACAUUCCCCAGACCUCCAUGUUUUCCACUGCAACUGUAGCAUCUGCACAAAGAAACAAAACCAUCAUUUCAUUGUUCCAAAACAUCACUUCACACUCUUACAGGGGUCAGAUAAUCUGACCACGUACACGUUCAACACUCACGUUGCUAAACACACCUUCUGUAAAACCUGUGGAGUUCAAAGUUUCUACACUCCACGCUCCAACCCUGACGGAUAUGGGGUUGCGCCACACUGUCUGGACCCAGGUACAGUCCGCAGUGUCACAGAGGAGAAGUUUUGUGGGGAGAAAUGGGAGGAAAGCAUGCAAGCUCACAAGAGCAUCAGAGACAUGUCUAAACCUACAACAGACACAAAAUAACACCACUGCGAUGUAAGAAUCUUUUUAAUCUGGAAACUGUACAGUGUUUUCAACAAAUCUUUGACAUUAUAACUAAAAACAGCUCAACUGUUUCAAACCAUAGUGUUGUUUUUAUACAGUGUAAUGACAAUAAAGAUGUUUCACUAGCAAACACACAA